Elgaria multicarinata webbii is the source of this 978-nucleotide messenger RNA. RefSeq names its product olfactory receptor 51G2-like. Bases 1 to 978 code for a protein of 325 amino acids. The record is from RefSeq and is a predicted model, not a curated record. Gene Ontology annotation, molecular function: G protein-coupled receptor activity; olfactory receptor activity. The transcript has a single exon. NCBI's taxonomy places the organism in Eukaryota, Metazoa, Chordata, Lepidosauria, Squamata, Anguidae. Gene Ontology annotation, cellular component: plasma membrane. Gene Ontology annotation, biological process: G protein-coupled receptor signaling pathway.
AUGAAACCACCCCAGCAAGAUGCGCCUGUCUUCAAUGCCUCCUCCUUCUACCAACCUUCGGUGCUCCUCAUGACCGGCAUUCCUGGAAUGGACAAGAGCCAUCACAGACUGAUCUCAAUCCCCUUCUGCUUGUUCUACCUCAUGGCCCUCUCAGGGAACAGCACCAUCCUGUUCAUCAUUAAGCGGACUCCGAGUCUUCACCAGCCUAUGUACUGCUUCCUUUCCAUGCUGGCGAUCGCGGAUCUGGGCCUGGUGAUGUGUACUCUUCCGACCACACUGGGCAUCUUCUGGUUUGACAUCAGGACAAUUGGGUUUGAUGCCUGCCUCACCCAGAUGUACUUCAUUCACAUUGUUUCGGUGUUGGAGUCCUCUGUGCUUCUGGCCAUGGCCUUUGACCGCUUGGUUGCCAUUUCUUGCCCCUUGAGGUACAAAGCCAUCCUGACCAAGCAUACUGUCAUCAAGAUAGGCCUGGUCAUGUUGGUGAGGGCGGGGGUCUCUCUCCUCCCCAUUCCUUUUCUGCUCAAGAGGCUCACGUACUGCCGUAACAACAAUCUCUCCCAUUCCUUCUGCUUCCAUCCUGACGUCAUGAAGCUGGCCUGCACUGAUAUUAGUGUCAACGUUCUGUAUGGUUUAGUCAUCGUUUUUUCAACUGUUGGCAUAGACUCAGUCUUCAUAGUGCUCUCUUAUUUCCUGAUUAUCAGGACUGUGGUAAAGCUGGGUACCAAGGGGGAAUGCCUGAAGGCUUUGAAUACAUGUGCCUCUCACAUCUGUGCCGUAUGCCUUUUUUUCAUCCCUAUGAUCGGCCUAUCUAUGAUUCAUCGAUUUGGUAAGGAUGUCCCUCCAAUUGUAAACACCAUGGUUGCCUAUGUCUACCUCAUAGUGCCCCCUGCUUUAAACCCCAUCAUCUACAGCAUCAAAUCCAAACAGAUCAGGAAAGCUAUCCUGAAGAUGUUCCCUUGGAAGACGGACCCUCUUUGA